Chlamydomonas reinhardtii is the source of this 2407-nucleotide messenger RNA. RefSeq lists its product as uncharacterized. Gene Ontology annotation, biological process: mitotic spindle organization; regulation of cytokinesis; protein phosphorylation. Gene Ontology annotation, cellular component: spindle pole centrosome; chromosome passenger complex; spindle microtubule. Lineage: Eukaryota; Viridiplantae; Chlorophyta; Chlorophyceae; Chlamydomonadales; Chlamydomonadaceae. Bases 718 to 1365 code for a protein of 215 amino acids. Gene Ontology annotation, molecular function: protein kinase activity; ATP binding. The transcript is spliced from 5 exons. The record is from RefSeq and is a predicted model, not a curated record.
GCCCAAAUGUUGAGCGCGCUGCAGUGAGAGGGGAGUGGCGCACAAAGGAGCAGUUGUCAGUCGCCAGGAAACGGAGUGCAGGCAAGGCGUUAUUGGUUCCGGAACCGUGCCCAAAUUGAGGAAAGUUUCGGACCUUCACACGAUAUCAGCAACAAAUUAUCUAUGACUUCUCAGCUUUUUGGGCGCAGCCCCAGCCGCGUAGCGGCGUCGGGGGGCUGCGCCCCCACGGAUCAUUGGUGUCUCUGUCUGUCUGUCUGUCUGUCUGGCCGGCCGUGUCCGCUUCUACGAUGGAUUCGCGAGCUGCCGGCCCCAUUCGCACCUUUACAACAAUGCCUAUUGAACGGCGCAGGCCGGCCCCCGAGGAAAACUCGAAAAAUGCUGGUCGGUCGUCGCAGGCAUGUCGCCGACCGGCCGCGACCGCGACCUCGCAAUUCCCCCCGCUGCUAGCAUCAAGCAAGCACUAGUACCCCAUACAAAGCAGCGGCAUCGACUUUAGCGGGCGCCCGUCGCGUCUGGGGCCCGACGCCGAAUGUUUGACCGGGAAAUGCGUCGCGAAAAAGUUGUCGCCGACCACCUCGCAAAGCGCGCACAGCGCUUCCGAUCGAAUCAUGAUAACGCAAACAGUCGAGCUUGUGCGGGCUCGUUGCAAAAGUUUGCGCCCUUCGCGGUCUGUCAAUGCGAAAUUUGCGGUCGCGCAACUUAGCCGACUUGCAGACUAUGUUGGCAGGCCGUGCAAAGCUGAAGGCCUCGAUGCAUGACUACCCUGCUGCUCGCGUGCGCCGCAAGCUGGGCGGCCGCAUGACGGAGUUCCAGGCCAUGCACCUGGUGCUGCUGCCGCUGCUGAACGCGCUGGUCUACCUGCACGGCCGCGGCAUCGUGCACAGAGACAUCAAGCCGGAGAACCUGCUCUUUACGCCCGAGUGGCAGCUCAAGCUAUGUGAUUUUGGCGUGUCCAUCUGCCUGCACGAGGAGCGCGCGGUCACCAAGGCCGGCUCGCAAGAGUAUAUGGCGCCGGAGGUAAAUGUGUGCCCGCUGAAGCGCGGGCCCGAGGACAAUAAGGACAAUCAGCAGCUGGCCUACACGCCGGCCGUGGACGUGUGGAGUCUGGGGGCGCUCAUGUACGAGCUGCUGGUGGGCUUCACGCCCUUCCCCGGCGGCCCGCCCGCGCACCCCACGGUCGGGGACCCUGCGCAGCCCCUGAAGUUUCCUGCCAGCGUCAGUGCGCCAGCACGGGCAUGCAUCCAGUCGUGCCUGCAGCUGCACCCCGGCGACCGGCCCACGGUUCACGAGCUGCUGCGGCACGAGUGGGUUGUGACCUCCCUGGCCGAGGCAGCUGCGGCGGAUGAGGCGGGCUUGUUGGAUUAGGGCACGGCCGCCCGCUCUGCUGGGGCCUUCAGUGAUCCGUCAUGGAAAGGUUACAUUGCGCUGGCGGGGCCAGGUGCUGCCAAGCAUUGGUUGGUGACGGAUGAUUACCAAGUAGCAGGGCAAGCGCUGCAGAUGGCGCUGCGAAUGUUUAUUAAUGGAAGAUGCUGACCCGCAGUGAUCACGUGCCGUUCAAUACAGUCGCACCUCUCGGCCUCAGUACACUUGCAUGGGCGUGUGGGGGUUAUUUAUUCUUUGCGCACCUAUAGUGGUGUAGACGGAAGAGGCGGCCGGCAGUUCCAUAGCCGCUUUCGCAUGACCUCGUAUGCUACGUGGAGGCUGCAGCUUUGUCCAUCUGCGCCGCCCCUUUCAUGCUAGGGAUGGCAUCCCUUUAGUGCAUGCGUUGUUUUACUCACAAUGGGUCUGUGGCCGUUGUGAGAUGGGUGACAUGGGCCCGCGGCAGCCUUCAAGGUGUAAAUUACAUGGGCUUAGCCUCCGUUUGCAUGGUUUUGCAUGUUCGCAUGUUUGCAUCGAAUGGGACUGCAACGCGUGCAGCAGACAGCAACUGAUACCGUACUUGCCAAUUGAGUAUGACAAUGGUGCUUUGACAUCAAUCCAUCCUAAUGUGCGGUUGACAAGUAGACACUGUUCUGGGCGCGGCCGCGGGCGUCAGUCUCGCCGCGUUGCCGCUCUGGGGCGCCCCGCGUUUGCCGUGCCGGGACUACUGCUGGUUAGCUCACGGUACUUGUGGGGCGAAAAAGCUGUUGUAGUCUGCGUCUGUGGGGCUUUAGGGAAUCGCUACUGCCUACCACAUGCCUACCACGCGUAGUUCUGCACAGCCCGCUGGUGGUGCGUUGGUGCACUGCUGCCAGCUGCUGCUUAUUCCGCGGCGGUCGUGGUUUGGUGAGAGCAAGUGGCGGAAUCUUGUGCAUUGAGGCGAGCGCCUGGUCACCUGGGCAGGAGUCCGGAUAAGAGCUUGGAUAAGAGUGCUCGCCUGGGGUCGGUGGCCGGUGGGGGACGACCCACCCAGGGUGUACUGAACGUG